AUGUUAUCACGAUUAGAAUUAUCAAGUCAUUUUCCAGUUUUUUCUAAAUUUAUUUCAUCAUCAUUACCUAUUCAUGGAUCACAUCGGGGUGGAAGACAUUGGGGAAAAGAAAAUACACUUGAAACAUAUCGUCGAGCUGUUAAUGAAGCUCGAACAGAUAUUCUUGAAAUAGAUAUAUGGAAAACAAAUGAUGAAUAUAUUGUUCUUAAUCAUGAUGGAAUUAUUGAUGGAAUAAAUAUUAAUCAAAGUACACUUGAACAAUUACAAAAAAUUGAUUCACAAUUAAUUACACUUGAUCAAGUUUUAACUGAAUUUACAUCAAUAGAAUCUUUAGUUUAUUUUUUUGAUAUGAAAGAUGCUACAGCUAUUCCAUUAACAUUGAAUAUUAUUAAACGAUAUAAUAUUGAAAAUCGUAUUAUAUUCGGUGCUGUUAAUCGAAUAAUAAAUAAAGAAUUACAAAAACAAAAAUUUUCUUCAAUUCCAAUUUGUGCUGAUAUUGAAACAAUGAUGAAAAUUUCUCAAGAUUAUAAACAAGGUCGACUUAAUGAAAAUUAUUUAUAUGAACAUGAUAUACUUGGUUUUUUUCUUGAAUCACAUACACGAUCUAUAUUAAAUAAACAUUUAAUUGAUACAAUACAUAAAGCAGGAAAACCUUUAGCUUUAGUUGGUUCACUUCUUGAUGAUUCAAAUGUUCAACGAGAAAUGAUUGAACUUGGUAUUGAUAUUUUAUUUACUGAUCGACCAGAUAUAUUAAGACAAACUUUGGAUUCUUAUUCAAAGAAAUAA
Messenger RNA from Rotaria sordida, 786 nucleotides. NCBI's taxonomy places the organism in Eukaryota, Metazoa, Rotifera, Eurotatoria, Philodinida, Philodinidae. The record is from the annotation of a GenBank genome assembly.